ACAUUUCUCUGAUCGUCCCCCCAACCAUCAAACCAAACUAAAUGAAAGAUUCAGUAUAAAAUUCAAUUAGAAACUGUUAUUCUUGCUAAUUAACAAAUAUAACAAUGGCGUCGACAUCUAAAGACAGUGCGCCGGCCACAAGUGAUGUUCAGGCGAACAUAGGCAGUGAUUUGGAGCCAGGGGCUUGUCCAGAAAGCAUACUAAAUCCUACAGAUUCUUUUGAAGAAUUUGCAUCAGAGAUGAGCUCGAGUCUUCAAGAAAGGAAUGAUUCCUUGACUGUAAAGAGUAGUACUAUAUGUGAGAUUCAGAGUGAGAUUGGAGAGAGUUCGAAAGAAGCGCAAAUGAAGAGUACCAAGUCUAGUGAUGAUUUGCAGAGUAAAGAUGAAUCCAUAUCAUCGUCAGCUAGCAACCCGAACUUGGUGGAAGAGAACGGCGAUGUGGAAAAUGAGCAAGAUGAUUAUUUGAAGUCUCCGGAGCUGGUUAAUAAAGAGAAACAUGUGUUUAUAUUGAGUUCUGCCGGCAAACCUAUAUACUCUAGAUACGGAAAUGAGGACAAACUAGCCGGUCUCUGCGGAGUGAUCCAAGCUCUAGUCAGUGUGGUAGAAGACCACAACCAAGAUAUCCUGCGAUCCAUCAACACUAAGGACUGCAAAGCUGUGUUCCUAGUCAAGGGACCUUUGAUUCUGGUUGCGGUGUCGAAGAGUAAUGAGAGCGAAACACAACUAGUUUUACAGUUGACAUAUGCCUUCAACCAAAUAGUGUCGGUUCUAACGCUCACCCAACUGAACAAAAUCUUCGAGCAGCGGCGCAACUAUGAUCUGAGGAGGUUGCUGUCAGGCGCGGAGAGGCUUAUAGACCACCUUCUUAUAUUCAUGGAAAAGGAUCCAGCGUUUUUACUAGGUGCCGUCCGCUGCCUGCCGCUUCCAGAAAAAUCCAGAGAAUCCAUAACAAACGCUAUAAUAUCAGCAUGCCACAAAAUAAGGGACCUAGUGUUCGCAAUACUCAUCGCAGGCAACCAGCUGAUAACUUUAGUGAGAAUGAAGAAAUACACAUUACACCCGUCGGAUAUACACUUGUUGUUUAAUCUGGUCAGGAGUUCCGAGUCGUUUAAAACUGCGGAGAGUUGGACGCCGAUCUGUUUACCCAAGUUUGAUGCUACUGGUUUCCUCCACGGUCACGUUUCCUACAUCUCCGAAGACUGUCAAGCAUGCCUUCUCCUUCUAACAGUACAGCGAGACGCGUUCUACCCUCUCUCUCAGGCAAAACAUACUAUAUCGGAGAAAUUACGGCAGAAUAAGUGUUUGUCCGCUAUCAAUGACGCUUUGAACAGGCACCCAGACUUACCAACCACAGAUCCGUUGAAACACAUAGGGAUACCAGAGAUCAGGCAUUUCAUGUACAAGUGUAAGUCUACGGCGCAGCUGUUCACUUCGGACCCUAUAUCUAUAGACCGGUUGCAGGACUACCGACUGCGGCACAAAGAAGGCGGUGACGUAGUAAAAGAGAGGAGAUUAACCAAAAUGUCAGAAAUAGACUACGUGAGGAACUACAGGAAAUUCUGCAGUCAUAUACAUUGCACUUCUACACCUGCCAAGCUGAUCUUUAGGUCCAAUUCGCAAGAUACUAUACUUGCUUGGAUAACAAACGGCUUCGAGCUAUACGUAACCUUUGACCCAUUAAUGGACAAAGACCAAGCUAUAAAGGCAGUGGACCGCCUCCUCCGCUGGAUCAAGCGGGAGGAACAGAGGAUCUUCAUCAUGAACGCGCCGACCUUUUAGCCCGCUCCCUUCAGGGUCAGGAACCCUUUCGUGAGGUACAGUGUGGAAGAGAGGAGUGAUGUUAUAGAGACUCUUUAAAGGUGGUCCUGGAGGAAAAUGUCUUGUGUAUAUAAAGACUCGGAUUGUUAUACUGGUGUCUCUUAUAAAACAGUGUUUUUUUGUUAUUAUCAGAUGUUUCAUAACAUUGAAGUGGAAAGGCAAGAACCAAAAACUAGGUUUUAGGCAUUGUCAAAAACCAAGAACUAGGUUUUUGGCAUUGUCAAAAACCAAGAACUAGGUUUUUGGCAUUGUCAGAUUUCGUAUGAAUCUAGAAGAAUUCUAGAAUGUUCCAUUAGUGUCUUUUAUAAAAUAGUGUUUUUAAAUACUACAGAAACUGUUAAAUCAGAGAUAUUUCAUGGGUUACCUUAAAAUUUGAGGGGGAAAAUCAAAAACUAUAUUUAUAGCAAUGUUAGUCAUUUGAUCUUCUGAGCAUAUUCAAUGAAUUUUGGUUGUUUUAGAAAACGUCACUCCAUAGCGUAAACAUUACAGAAAAAUUCUGUAUUUUUUUUAUUUUUGUGACUGUUGGGAGCUGUUAAUUUCUCCAUACAGUGAACAUUAUUUCUCGUAACGUGUUCUAAAACACCAAAUCUCAUGGUUUAGGCACUGGAAGCCACGAAGGCAGUAGACCGCCUCCUUCGCUGGAUCAAGCGGGAGGAACAGAGGAUCUUCAUCAUGAACGCGCCGACCUUUUAACCCGCUCCCUUCAGGGUCAGGAACCCUUUCGUGAGGUACAGUGUUGAAAAGAAGACUAAUGAAGUAUUGGAGACUUUAUAAAAUUGUGUUUUUCCUGGCCAUUUCAUAGCCACAGACUAGCCGAAGCGAAAACGUUGCAUACGACGGAGUUCGCCGAGAAGGUCCGUUCAACCUUGAUUUGAAGGGUUGUACGAGAUAUGAAAUAUAGACGCCGCCGGCAAGGAAUUUCACUCCUUGAUUAUAAACUCGUAAAUACUAAAAUUCGUGUGUGUAUAAGAAAGUCUAGGAUUGUUCCAGUAGUGUUUCU
Molecule: messenger RNA, 2817 nt
Organism: Leguminivora glycinivorella
Lineage: Eukaryota; Metazoa; Arthropoda; Insecta; Lepidoptera; Tortricidae
Gene: Mon1
Product: protein SAND
Exons: 9
Coding region: 105-1778 (557 amino acids)
Biological process (GO): endosome to lysosome transport via multivesicular body sorting pathway; protein targeting to vacuole
Source: RefSeq, a predicted model, not a curated record